AUGGGUCAUACAGAAGGCCUUCGCCACGCUACACGCUAUCUUUUCGCUCGCAAAUUCCGCAAGCACGGAGCUCCAGCACCAUCAAUCACACUUCGUACUUUCCGUAUUGGUGACAUCGUUGACAUCAAGGUCAAUGGUGCUCUCCACUCUGGCAUGCCAAACCGCGUUUACCACGGUGCCACAGGUAUUGUCUGGAACGUUUCUCCACACGCUGUUGGUAUCCUUGUAAAGCGCCGCGUUAACAACCACAUCGCUCCAAAGAGAAUCUACGUUCGCACAGAGCACGUCUUCCCAUCCAAGUCCAAGAACGAUUUCGUUGCACGUUGCCAGGCUAACCUCAAGGCUCACGAAGAAGCCAAGAAGGCCGGAACAAAGAUUGCUCUUCCAAAGCGCCUUCCAGCUCAGCCACGCGCUUCCCACGUUGUUAAGCCAGAGCUCAUCCAGACAAUCACAGAUGCUCCAUUCCGCGAGAACUGGUAA
Molecule: messenger RNA, 480 nt
Organism: Trichomonas vaginalis G3
Lineage: Eukaryota; Parabasalia; Trichomonadida; Trichomonadidae
Product: structural constituent of ribosome
Exons: 1
Coding region: 1-480 (159 amino acids)
Biological process (GO): translation
Cellular component (GO): cytosolic large ribosomal subunit; ribosome
Molecular function (GO): structural constituent of ribosome
Source: RefSeq, a predicted model, not a curated record